This is a messenger RNA of Pezoporus flaviventris, 2640 nucleotides long. RefSeq names its product gap junction protein beta 7 (gene GJB7). The transcript has 3 exons. Bases 722 to 1516 code for a protein of 264 amino acids. The record is from RefSeq and is a predicted model, not a curated record. Gene Ontology annotation, cellular component: connexin complex. Lineage: Eukaryota; Metazoa; Chordata; Aves; Psittaciformes; Psittacidae. Gene Ontology annotation, biological process: cell communication.
AAUUGUUCUUCAAAUACUGAUAAAGCUUACAAAUCUUUUUUAACUGAAUUCAAUAUGGGAGGAGAAAUGCACUUUGCUUGGUUCUACUUUCAUUAAUGGGUGGGCAAAUUGUUUCUGACUGGGAACAGAAUAAUACCAAACCCCAAAGCGUCCCUCCUGGAAAGAAAAAGCUAGUUUCUAUUAAAAAUGAAGAGCAGAGAAACACAUGCAACACUGAAUUUGCUCACCACAACAGUACACAGCUUCUAAGACACCUUGGAGUUGGGUUUAAAGACCAACUUGAGCUAAUCUAAGACUGCACCUCCAAAAGUGAGGGGGUAAGGGGAGACCUGUUUUCACCUGUGGACCUUGCAUGAGGACUCAGAAUUUCUCAGCCUUGGCAUAUACCAGUUUUGCUCCCUGGUCCAUCUGAAAACUAACAUUGCUAGAAAAUUGAAAAGAACAAAGUUUAUGUUUUCAGUUGGCUGAGUGAGGCAGUCUGGUGUAAGCAGGGCAGUACAGUUGGAAGUGGGGGCACAGACGACAACUAACCUCUGCCUACAAUACUGGAUUUUUCAAUUAGCUUAAGCUAUGCAUAAAGGAGUAGCUUGGUAACCAUUCUUUGUGAAAACAUCUUUUUUUCAACAUCCUUCAACAUCCAUAUAGAUCAGCGAAAUACUCAUUUCUGCAGCUGUCCCUCAGCUCUUCAAUACAGCAUUUCCUUCUUUCCUUGAGGAGAAAAAUGACCUGGGGUUUCCUACGUGAUCUGUUGAGUGGAGUGAAUAAAUAUUCAACAGGAAUUGGAAGAAUUUGGGUAGCAGUUGUGUUCAUAUUCCGCUUACUGGUUUACGUUGCAGCUGCAGAAAACAUCUGGAAACAUGAACAUGAUGAAUUUGAAUGCAGUAUCAAGCAGCCUGGUUGCGAGAAUGUUUGCUUUGACCAUUUUUUCCCUGUCUCCCACAUCAGACUUUGGGCUUUGCAAUUAAUCAUGGUCUCAACCCCUUCACUCUUGGUUGUUUUUCAUAUUGCUUACCGAGACAACAGAGAGAAAUGCCACAACCAGAAACUUUAUAAAAGCGCAGGAGAGAGAGAUGGUGGAUUGCUGUGCACUUCCCUUGUCAGCCUUAUCUUAAAAACAGGAUUUGAAAUAGUUUUUCUUGUUCUGUUUUAUAAAUUGUACAAUGGAUUCGAAGUACCAUGUCUUGUGAAAUGUGACAUAAGACCGUGUCCCAAUACUGUAGACUGCUAUAUUUCCAAACCUACAGAGAAGAUGAUUUUCCUCUAUUUUCUGGUGGCAACUUCCUGCCUGUGCAUUGUAUUAAAUGUAAGUGAAUUAAGUUACCUCAUUUUCAAAUACUCUGUAAAAUGCUAUCUGAAGAUAUACAUAAAGAAACAUCAAGACUCAGAAAGUGAUUGCCACAAAUCAGAAACCAUCAUUCACAACAGAGCAACAGCUGCAGGACGGUUCCAUGACAGCUCCCUGUCCCUGCCUCUGAAUAUGCAAGAUGAAUGUGAAAAAAAUUCCCUGUCAACUUGAAAGAAGGCUGAAGACCACUUCCUGCUGCACAAACUGUAUUUGGCCAAUUGCUUUUCCAAUCCGUGCUUUACAGAACUGAAAAGAUAGAUAGUUAUGUAGGAAAUACUUUUUGUCUUGUUAAUUCCCCCUGACUUGAGAAGAUAAAUUCAGUCGCAUUGUGCAUGUCAUACAUAGAAUCAUCUAAAUCUUUUCAUGGUGAAACAAGUGGCAUAGAAAUCUGAAAACUCCAUGAAGCUUCAAUAUAAAUGCAGAUGCUUAUGAUAAAUCACACCUAAACAAUUGCUCAAUGAGCUGUGUUUUGAAUAUUACACAGGAUUGCUUUGGUACAAGCAAAAAGAGGCUUUUUAUAUGAAGAGUUGGAAGAACUUGGGAUUGAUGAAGAUGCUGAACAGUAAGAGGAUGUACAGCAUUGGUUGAGUGGAUGGCUCUGACAACGGUUGAAAUAGUGAGUAUAAGGCGUUGGCAUAUGAUGGCUGCUGGUGUGUGGAAGUGAGCUGGGUGGGCACAAGCCCAUUCCACUGGACUACUGUAAAACAUCUCAAAAUAAAAAGAAAGAAAAUAAGAAGUGGCAGACACAUCUAGUUUAGCCCAUGGUGAUGAAGACAGACCUGGUUAUUAAGCUAUUUAUGGAGAAUUUCCUUCUGAAGGUAUUUGAGCCCUUUACAGUUUUUAGGGCAUUUAUCAUCAGAGCAUGUCCUGUAAGAAAAGGUACUUGCUCAAACUUGUGCAGGCAACUUGUACCAGAGUUAACUCCUGGUCACCUGCACCAAGGAUCUUCUCAGUAAUUUGACUUUUCUUCUGCUCCGUGGCUGUGGCAUUUAAUGGAAAAAGAUCAUUCCCAGUUCCCCAGGAUCCGAGCGGUGAAACAGCCUGCACAACAUGGCAAGCCAGUAGUCCUGGCAUUCAGUAGCAAUGUCUUCUAGGAUCUAGUCUUCUGUUGAACCCAGACUUCUGAGAUGAUAGAAAUUGGCACCUAAAAAGACAUACUUCAGGGUAGCUGAAAUACAUUUCCGUUGCUGGAAUGAAAGACCUCUGGACAUACCUCAGUACUGAGUCUGAUCAAAAUACAUCUUUUAGAGAAAAACACCGUCUGCUGUAAGCAGAGCCGCCUUAACGCUGAAUUG